CGAAACAAUGAGGAGCAGUAUUCCCCUGCUGAUUGCCGUAUGCACAUUCAAUCUAUGUAUGCUGCAAGGUACGUGCAAGGCACAUUUCAGGAGAAAAUUAACGAAGAUGUGGGGGUUUUCUUGGGCAAACUGCGGGAAACCUGAUGAUCCGGCUGUUUUAAAGACACUAGAAUUGUCUCCUGACCCCAUUGCUAUUCCGGGAGAUUUAACAGCAAGUGCAAUGGGGACCACAUCGGUUGAGCUAGCCUCGCCACUCGCUUUGAAUGUGACGCUGGAGAAGGAGGUUGCUGGGAUCUGGAUAAAGGUGCCUUGUGUGGAGGAGGUGGGAAGCUGCCACUAUUCUGACAUUUGUGAGCUUUUGGACACACUUAUUCCCCCAGGGCAGGACUGCCCCGAGCCCCUGCACACGUACGGCAUCCCAUGUCACUGUCCCUUCAAAGCUGGCGACUACACGCUGCCUCAGACCGACUUCUACCUGCCGGACGUAGACCUGCCCUUCUGGCUCACCAACGGCAACUACAAGGCGCAGGGUGUUCUGGGAAGCGAUGGGAAAGAGCUGAGCUGUGUCAAAGUCAGCCUCUCCAUCCACUCCACCUAACCCCUGGGACUGGGAGAAACUCCGCCAAACUACUGCGGGACAUUCAUUUCAUUCCUCUGUGGGUUUUUUGGUUUUUUUGAAGUAUCUCUGGGCUCCGUUAAAAGGGUUCUGUGACUCGGGAGACAUGGACAAUUGCUGUGAGAGCAUUUCACAAACAAUCACACUGAUCUUCCACAGGUUAAGUAUUAGUUUUAGAAUGCAAAUUUAGCUGAGAAAUUCUCCUUCCAGCCAUUUCAGAAGCGAUUUUACUCGUGUCAUUUUUUUUUUUUUCCUUAAACUAAUGGAAUGUGAACUUAUUAACUCGCUUUUAAACUACAUUUAUGUUCGAUUUCUUUAGGCGUUGUUUUUAAUGGAAGCUUUA
This is a messenger RNA of Chanos chanos (milkfish), 959 nucleotides long. RefSeq names its product ganglioside GM2 activator. The transcript has 4 exons. Gene Ontology annotation, molecular function: enzyme activator activity; lipid carrier activity. The coding region runs from base 8 to 598 and encodes 196 amino acids. Gene Ontology annotation, cellular component: cytoplasmic side of plasma membrane. Gene Ontology annotation, biological process: lipid transport; ganglioside catabolic process. Lineage: Eukaryota; Metazoa; Chordata; Actinopteri; Gonorynchiformes; Chanidae. The record is from RefSeq and is a predicted model, not a curated record.